CACUAGCAUGCGCCGGGAGGAGAUUGACAAAAGGAGAUUUGGGUGAUUUACCUGAGAAGUCGGGAGAGGAAGUCAUCAUGCGACACUUAAACUCUGGCGUUUUUUGUCAACAUCAAUUUCACAAGCGGCAUGCGUGGCUGAACUACACGCAUUAAAUCAACCCUUUGUGUAGGUGUUCUUCGUAUUUCUACCGACAGACUCUCACAGUCACAAACUGCAGGAGUGAAGGUAAUGCUGCUAGCAUGCACCGCUGCUAGCUAACGAUAGCUGGAAACAAAUAAAACCGUGCCUUGUCCAAGCAGCACAGGGGCCUGCUUAAUCAAAUAGUAGAGUUAAAGCGACAUCAGUAGGCAUGCAGUGAGAGGUAACCUCGUCUCCGGGGAAAGAAACAACACCAGUGUCUGCGAGAUCUUGACUCUAGUGGGGCUCAUAUCAGAUGGAGGACAAAUUCACUGCAGUGAACCUAUCAGCUGGUUUUGAAAAUUCAGCAACUAUGACUUCUGUCCGACUAUCUCUUUAAAUUUGGUAGCUAUGGCUUCUUGUAAGGUAGAUGAGCUACCAAAUGACUCUAAGGAUGGGGCCUCAGCCUGCAAACAGCUUUCCCGCUGCAGCACCGAUGACAUCACCGAAGAGCUUCAGUUGGAUACAAUGAACUCUGUGGUCAAAUCCCAGAAACCUGGAAAAUUUAGAAGGACUGCCUUGACAUUUUUCGGAGUUCGUAAAGGCAUCUGCAUCUUACCAAGUUUUUUCGGUGGAAGGAGUAAAAAUCAGAACAAGUGGUCUUCUAAGAAAGGGUUCCCCAAAAGCAAGACCCAUGAUGGGCUGAGCAAGGUUAGUUAUGAUGACAAUUCACGAGUUGGGUUCACCUCAGCUGGAGACUUUGAAUACCACAGCCAGAGGGACUCGGCUGGAGAUCUCCGCAGUAGCUGCCACAAUGAAUGUAGUUUCCCUGUUGCUGAGCAGAAAUCCCUGAGUCUCAACCGGCAGAAAAAGGGUUUAAGGGGUCUUUUUAACAGUUUCAGGCAUCAUAGAAACAAUAGAAAUGCUGGAUCGGAUAAAACUGAAAUGAUUGCGAUGACCUCUCCUCGGUGCAAGAAAGAGGUGCCUGUUGUCCUGGACAACGUCAACAAGUAUGUCACAGAGUGCCUUGGAUCUGAACCUGGUGUGCCUGAUUUAGCAGAUGUUAUAUGUGAUGUUUCUAUUGAUCCUGCUGCUGCUGCUGCGAUGGUAUCAGAGGAGUGUGUGGAACAAGAAAGUCUAAAGUAUGAACCGGAUGCUCGGAUCUGUGAUGAUCAAAUUGAGGAAAUUAAUUUAGUGGCUGCAGUUUCCAGUGAACUUGAAGAGAGUUUAAGAGUAAACAGUGAGCCUUGUUUGAAAGUUAAGAUGAUGUCUGAGCCAACACUAAAGUCUGAAACACCUACUGGCUCAUCAGAUCAGCUGAACCUGAUGUUUGGAGACGUUGCAUCGUUAAAGAGCUUUGAUUCCCUCACCGGCUGUGGGGACAUUAUUGCCGAUCAAGAAGACGACAGCAUCACAGAGAGCACUGUGUCGGGGGAGAGGAGCAGAAAUGGGGGCAAGAGGGCCUCAUGUUAUCUCACCUACCAGGGUGGCGGUGAAGAAAUGGCAUCCCCAGAAGAUGUGGGUGAGGAGUGUCUUCAUGAAUUCUGGGGGAAUGAUCAGUCGGAGGAAAUUUGCUAUACCUACAACCAAGACCACGCAGAUCUGACCUCUGACCUGACGAGUUCUCACAAUAUAGAGUUACUGAACAGUAGCAGCGCACAGCAAGCCAGUGGGAUUGACACAUCUUCAAUGGCUGAUGUGGUAACUCCUCAAGAUGAGCAUCAAGAAUCAGUUCCAAACAGCGACGAGGGAUACUAUGAUUCAACCACCCCAGGGCAUGAUGAAGGACAAGAGAAGCCAGACAGACUGAGGACAGACAGAUUACCCAGAGACAGUUACAGUGGUGACGCCCUCUAUGAGCUUUUUGCGCCUGAUGAGAGUCUCAUCAGUCCACAAUAUGAGAGCAAAUCCAAUAUGCCCAGUUCACAACAGUGUGAGUAUUCAAGUGAACCAGUUGGUGUGAAUAAUUCUGCCUUUGAUCCAGAAAUGAAGCGACUACAAAUAGAUGCUGACCUGUAUAAAGUUCACAAAUUUCUAGAUGUGCCCAGCAUUUGCAGUAAAUCCCCAGAGUUGGCACAGAAUGUAGUUUGUCGGCAGGAAAUUGGCACAAAUAAGAACUGUAAUAUGAAUUCAAACCCUCAAGCAUCAGUCGACAAGACUAAUACAGAACCGGAUACAUUUAAUGAAAACGAAAACAUGUCUGCUUCACCUGAGAAAACAACAAAAUCCAUAAAUGCAAAUUGUGAAAAAAGGCACAGCAGCACAUCAUUUGGAAGCACGUCUGACCUAGAUUUUGAAACGUUUUGUGAACCCAAAGAGCAGCAUCUUGAGGAGAACAAGCCUGUAGCUCUACCGUACAAAAAUAAAAUUUCUCAGUCUCCAUAUUGCAACAAAGAUUUGGACGAUGAGCAAACAGUGAGUUUCUCUCAAGCACUUGUGGACUACACAAAAAACUCUGAGAUGCUGAGUAACUUGCAGAACAGUGUGGAUGAUUUGGAGGCAAACUCUGCCUUCACUCCAAACAUGGAGGCCUUACCUACCAUUGUCACAUUUGAUGUAGUGGACAUGCAUAAUGAGGGGGAAUAUGACGAGCAGAUGCAAAUGGAAAUGGAGGAGGACAUAUCAUCACCCUAUCAAGAGUUUGAAGAAAGCUACUUACAAAAAGACGCGUUUGCUGAAUGUGACUAUCAGAUGUUAGAUCUCUAUGAGCAGAACCUUAUCAGUAACACAUGGGCGAUCGCUAGUCUCCCCCGGCACAUUGGCAUUACAAGAGUCAGCCAGUCCAUGCCUAAUCCGUUGUCUCUAGACAGGAGAAGUCGGUCUCUGGACACAGAAAGCCUUGAGUUGAAUAUGCCUGACACAUACAGACAGAACAGAGCUGCUAUCGUUUCUUGUCCUCAAACUGAAAAAGACGCUGAAAGAGAUUCCUCACCACAUCACAAAAAGAAUGUACUUGUGUCUGCAUCAGAAUCAAGAGACAGUAGCAGCAUUAUGGCCUUAUCAUGGCAAAUAAGGUCAGAGAUGGCUUUAAGCCUGCCUCUGGCUGAUGGGGAAGCCACUGAAAAAGUACAGAGUCUCAAUCAAACCCAAGUGAAACACAAAAUACCUUCUAGUUCAUCCAGCAGUAAAUCACAACGCCUGUGCUCUGAUGUGUCCCGUGAUGCAACUUCACAGAUCGCAGAUCUCUACAACAGGCAGUGUCACCAUCCUUUGCAAUCAGAUUUGUGUUUACCUCAUAGCACCUUUGUUUACCCUGGAAUGAUGGAGGAGGUAUCAGAUGGUGUUGAUGAGGAUUUCUUCUGUAGAUCUGCCAAUAGUUUGCAAUCUUAUAACCAGUGCGGUAAGAGCAGGCCAGUGAGUAGCCGGGAUGGAACAUCUCAUGCCGGGAGUCCUCUGAGCAAGGGCGUGUUUAAAGACGAAAUGGCCAUCCUCAGUGAAACGAGAACAGCAAAGUAAUGUGCAACACACUUCCAGAGGCUAGCUUCAAUUGAAAAGGCUCCCAAUCAUACAGAUGGCAUCAAGGUUACAUGUGUAUGUGCCAAUCAGUGCUUUUAUUUUGCAUCCAAAAGAGUUGUUGCUUCAUUUUUACUGGCAGCACUGAUCUAGUUAGGAAAAAAAAGUCUGUGAUGGACAAGACUGGAAUUUCAAAAUAUUCUAAUAUGUAGGGUCUCUGCCAUCAAGCUGCCUUCAGAACAACGUUUAUUUGAUCCUAUUGUUAAGAUGAAAGGAAUUUCCUUGUUAGCUAAGAAAUAAAUAACCUGCUUCACAUACAAACAUGUUCGUCCAUUUAAGCAAGAACAUAGUUUUAUUUGCAUUUGAAACACUGCAAGAUUCCUCUUAUUAAGCUAUUAAGUUAUAGGCGUAUGUAGCCUCAGAAUCAAGGUCACAACCUUUGUUUAAUGCAUAUUCAUGAAGCUUGUUGUUGUUUCCAAAGUGCAGUUGAGCAGAACUUGCCUUUUUCCUCUACACCCUGAACACAUGUACAUUAGGCUCAUGCUUUUAAGUGCUGGCUUAUGUUUGAGUUUACACUGCUUGUUUAUAGCCUCUCUUUGCUCCAGUAAUGUUUAUGUUUGCCUGUCAUGAUGCUCAGAUUUGCUGUUUCUUUGGUUUACUUCAUUUAGGCUAGAUUGGGUUCAAUCACAACAAGAAAGUAUCCCAUGGAGGAAGUCCCAAAUGGGGUAUAUUUAAAAUGCAUUAAGCUGUUACAUUUAACUCAAUCUUGCAACAUUGAACAGCUUAUAGUUACACUUAACCUAAACAAAGAUGGGAAUGUUAGCUCUCGGUUUAAGUUCAGCUGCCAUUUCCUAUACUCACUGAAGACAUUGUUUGUCAUUAUGUUUUACACACAGAUUCCCUGUGUAUUUAAGUGCUCUACAUAAAAAAAAAAAAGAAACGGUCUGAUUCAAAUGUCUAUGAAAUGGUAGAGGAAACAAAUAAAAGAAUAAGUUAGUAAGACCUAAUAGUAUCUGGAUCGUAUGGUUUCCUUUUGGCCUGAUUAGCAAAUUUGGCCUUAGUCUUAAGUCUCUUUUUCUAGUCCCAGUUGAAACAGCUUGACCACCUGUAAAGUGCAAAAUGGUUCUUCUGAAGUGAUGCACUCCAGUAUUGCAUUUCUGUACGCUAUAAGAAGGAAAAGUUAGUUUGAUUUAGUUUGUAAUUGAAAUAGUCUCAAAAGAUGAACUAGAAUUAUCAACCUGUAUCAUUUUCUUGUACUGAUCAAUCUGAGGGUCAACUGUCAUAUGAUGUCGUUUUUUAUUGUGUAAUACUGAAAAAAUGUCAAGGACUUUGUAUUUAUAUUCUUCACUGUUUGUACACUUCAACGUUUAAAUUUGGCAAUUACUAUUGGAGUUUUCUUUUUUUACAGUCUAAAGUUACAUCAAUGUUACAUUUAGGUAUUCCGAUUGAAAUGUUUCUGUUUUGUCAAAAUAGAACGCUGCCUUACACUAAAAUAAACAUGACAAAACGAACUAUUA
Molecule: messenger RNA, 5090 nt
Organism: Labrus mixtus (cuckoo wrasse)
Lineage: Eukaryota; Metazoa; Chordata; Actinopteri; Labriformes; Labridae
Product: APC membrane recruitment protein 1-like
Exons: 2
Coding region: 532-3576 (1014 amino acids)
Biological process (GO): regulation of canonical Wnt signaling pathway
Cellular component (GO): plasma membrane
Molecular function (GO): phosphatidylinositol-4,5-bisphosphate binding; beta-catenin binding
Source: RefSeq, a predicted model, not a curated record